UCACUUCCCUAUCUGCCCAACCCCUCUCCCCUCCACAGAAAACACACACACACUCAUAUACAUGUUUGAGGUAUAUAUAUUUGUAUCUUGUCUACCCACUACACAUUACUACUUGUAAAUUCAAGCCUAUAAUGGAUAGAUAUUUCCAUCUCUACCUCCUUAUAACAUCACUCUUACUUCUUCAAUGGUUGAUUGGUUAUAGCUCAGCCAAAUCAGAUAUCAACCCUGAUCGUUCUUCACUUAUUGCCUUCAAAUCUCGAAUAUCUUCAGAUCCCCAUAAUAUAUUAUCCCAAAAUUGGAGAAACGAAAGCAAUAUCUGUAGUUGGAUCGGAGUUACAUGUGAUUCUCGCUAUCACAGGGUGACUCAGUUGAAUAUAUCUUCCAUGGGUCUCGUAGGAACCAUCCCACCUGAAAUCGGAAAUCUUUCUUUUCUCGUUUCUUUAGAUUUGAGCGAGAACUCUUUUCACGGCCCUAUUCCCACAUCUAUUUUCAACAUGUCAAGUUUAGAAGUUUUGAAAUUGAGGAAUAAUAGUUUGUCAAGUAGCCUGCCAAUUGAUAUGUGCAAACACAAUCUUCAUAAGCUCAAGAGACUUCAUAUUUCUUACAACAAGUUGUAUGGGGAAAUACCAUCAAGUUUGGAGCACUGUUCACAACUUGAGUAUGUUUCUUUGGUCAGCAACAAUUUUAGUGGAAUUGUGCCAACUCAAAUUGGGAACUUGACAUUGCUUCAAGAGUUAUAUUUGGGUUCCAACAAUUUAAGUGGUAAUAUUCCAAAAGAGAUUGGUGGUCUUACUAAUUUAGCAGGUUUGGAUCUGAGCAUCAACAACUUUAUCGGACACGUUCCAAGGGAAAUUGCAAACUUGACAUUGCUUCAAUUGUUGGACCUUAGUAAAAACAAGUUGAGCGGUAAUAUUCCGAAAGAGAUUGGUUAUCUUACAAACUUACAAGGUUUGGGAAUGAGUUCCAAUGAGUUUUCAGGUCCUAUACCUGCAACUAUUUACAGCAUGACUUCCUUGGAGUAUUUGGACUUUGCAUCGAAUGAUUUGAAUGGAUCGCUAUCAAGAGAUAUUGGAAACAUGACAUCCCUUCACAGAAUAGGCCUCGAAGGAAAUAAUCUAAUUGGUGAAAUUCCAAAAGAGAUCGGUCGACUUGCUAAUUUCGAGCGAUUGAGCAUGUGUUGCAACAUAAUUAGUGGUUCAGUGCCAAGAGAAAUUGGGAACUUGACAGCCAUGUUUGGUAUAUACCUUCACAACAAUGCUUUAAGUGGUCCUAUACCAAAAGAGAUUGGUCGUCUUGUUAAUUUAUGGGAGCUGCAGUUGGAAUACAAUUAUCAUAUCAAUGGAUCAUUGCCAAAGGAAAUUGGAAACUUGACAUCCCUUUCCUACUUAUUGCUUAACGAUAAUAAAUUGAGUGGUGAAAUUCCAAAAGAAAUUUUUCUUCUCAAUAAUUUAUUGCAAUUGAACAUCGGAAGCAAUCAACUUAGUGGAUCAUUGCCGAGAGAAAUUGGCAACAACACAAGCAUUCAAGAUUUGUGGCUUCACUUCAAUAACUUAAGUGGUCCAAUACCAUCCACCUUUGUGAAUCAAUCAAGUCUGGUUACUUUUGCACUACGUUCCAACAACUUAAGUGGAGAGAUUCCACCAUCCAUUUGCAACUUGAGAUCCCUCAGAAUCCUCUAUUUCUCAGACAAUAAUUUGGAAGGUGCACUUCCAGAUUGUCUGGGAAACCUGGGCUCAUCCUUGGUAAUCUUUCAUUUGAAUGCGAAUAAACUUAAUGGCCUCAUCCCGUCAACAUUCGCAAAGGGUUGCAGUCUUCAGUCAAUCAAUCUGAAAGGAAACAAAUUGGAAGGAACGCUUCCCCAAACCCUAAUCAACUGCCAGGAUCUGCGGGGCAUCGACAUUAGUGAUAACGAAAUGCGAGGCACGUUUCCCUUCUGGAUGGAAAGACUCCCUCACCUUCGCAUCCUUCUCUUGAGGUCAAAUAACUUCAAUGGAACGAUGUUGGUGGCCACAAACUCGAACACUGAGAAGCCGUUUCCAAAGUUGCAAGUCUUGGAUGUAUCAGAGAAUGCGUUUGUUGGAUCUCUACCCGAUAGAUAUUUCAAGAGCUUUCAAGGUAUGAUAGAUGCAAAGGAAAACCAGACCAACGAUGGAGCAAAUUUGUUUCUAAGUUUUUUAGAGAUGGCACUCACAAUAAAAGGAUUGGAUCAGUUAUUGCAGCGAUUGUUGAUAACCUUCACAACUAUCGACUUAUCCUCCAACAGAUUCUCUGGGAGUAUUCCACCUUCGGUAGGGAAUCUUAACUCUCUUAGAUACUUGAAUUUGUCUCACAAUACAAUUGAAGGACAUAUACCGCCAUCUCUUGGAGGUAUGAGUUUGCUCGAGUCGUUGGACUUGUCUUCGAACAAAUUGGAGGGACAAAUUCCGGGUGAAUUGGCAAAUCUGACAUUUCUUGCGAAGUUAAACCUUUCGAAGAAUAAUCUGGAGGGACAAAUACCACAGUCUACUCAACUUUCCACAUUUGGGAACGAAACAUAUGCUGGAAAUGCAGGAUUGUGUGGAUUUCCAUUGACGAAAAAAUGUGAUCCGAGCGAUGGAAAACCAUCGUUGCCGCAAGAAGACGACGAUGAGUCUGGUUUUGUGAAUGGAUUUGGGUGGCAACCAGUUGUGUUGGGGUAUGGAUGUGGGUUCAUUAUUGGAGUGCUUAUGGGCUACGGAAUUAUUCACUAUGAAAAGCCAAAAUGCGUAAGGUGGUCGUAUCUCCCAGUAACUAGGCAUCCAUGGUUGUUCAUAAGUUGAGGACUCAUGCCCGGGUUGUCGCGCGAUGCUUGGAUUUCAGCAACCCGGAGAUCAGCCGCAUCCAACCUCUUGUUUAACCUGCUGCAGAAAGCCAUUAUCCGGUCGCAUAGUGAAGAUAGAAGGAUUUCCUCGUUGGGAUUCAUGGAUGAAGGAUGAAAGGCCAAGAUGGUUAUUGAAAUUUAUUUUUGGUUGAGAGUGAAGAGUGCUUUAGAUGUGUUUACAUUCUCUUGCAUAUGAUAGUUUUGUUUCUGCAGUUGUAUGUGUUUGGUACGGUAAUUAGUUUUGGAUCAGAGGCUUUAGAAAAGUAUUUUAUACGGUAAUA
Molecule: messenger RNA, 3120 nt
Organism: Salvia splendens (bonfire salvia)
Lineage: Eukaryota; Viridiplantae; Streptophyta; Magnoliopsida; Lamiales; Lamiaceae
Product: receptor-like protein 52
Exons: 8
Coding region: 132-2798 (888 amino acids)
Molecular function (GO): protein binding
Source: RefSeq, a predicted model, not a curated record